Molecule: messenger RNA, 285 nt
Organism: Kwoniella shivajii
Lineage: Eukaryota; Fungi; Basidiomycota; Tremellomycetes; Tremellales; Cryptococcaceae
Exons: 2
Coding region: 1-285 (94 amino acids)
Source: RefSeq, a predicted model, not a curated record
AUGAAACCUCAAGUCUUUGGUUCCGAAAUGAUGAACGAUACGUCUAAACCUGAUCGUCCUCAUGCUGGAUCCAUACCACGGACUAAGCCCGUCGAUGGCGUAUCUCGAGGGAAAUUGAUCCCUGAAAGGCAUAGUACCAAUCCAGCUGGAGCUAGAAGCGGUUACGAUCGACAAGGUGGUGAAGGGGUGGGAGUAGAGGAUAUCUUGGUGGAGACAAUAAGGCAGGUCAAGGUAGAUUGUUCCCUCCUUCACAUUUCAGAAAAUAUCGGAGCGGAUACACAUUAG